Molecule: messenger RNA, 1158 nt
Organism: Microsporum canis CBS 113480
Lineage: Eukaryota; Fungi; Ascomycota; Eurotiomycetes; Onygenales; Arthrodermataceae
Exons: 4
Coding region: 1-1158 (385 amino acids)
Source: RefSeq, a predicted model, not a curated record
AUGAACAUAAAGAAUGUGGAAUCGAUGCCCUGGACUGCUGGUCAGCGCUCUCACGCCGGAGAGCGAUUCUACAGCAUCAUCGAAUACUUUGGCAACAGCAUCAACUCCAGCGACAAAUAUAAACCUAACUUGCUUAUACGCUAUACCUACGAAUAUUCACGGUCUGAACUGUCCCAGGAUAUAUUCUUACGUUACUUCUUCCGGUAUUUAGAGCGAGACAUUGACAGUAAUGAAGCCAUCGAGUAUGAUGAAAAUUUGCUAGAUGAUGUGAAGGAAUUUGCGGACUCGCUGCUGGAUAAUUUUUACUUUCCCUUGAAAUCAACCGGCAGAAAGACUCCGCAGCCUUUUCCUGCGAACCUCUCAGCGAUCAAAAGUUUACAGGGGCCACACGAAUUUAUCGGCACACCAGAGCGAGUAUCACAUCUUCGGGCUCAAUGUCUCGCCCGAGAUCAUUAUCGUUGUGUGGUUUCGCGAUCAUUUGACGUCAAUGAGGCAUUCAAGCGUUUAUCCAAGGACAAGAAGGCUCUAGAUGAUGAGGGGAUUCUGCUUAAAGGACAGCCCACUGAUGUCUUAGAGGUGGCCCACAUAAUUCCGCAUUCACUAACUCAAGCAGAUACGAAUUCUCAGCUACCUGAGCCUAAAAAAACUGCACUUGCGAUUUUAAAUAUGUUUGACUAUGAUGUGGGCCAUCUCAUUAAUGGUACUGAUAUCGAUCGGCCGCCGAAUGUUUUAAGCCUCACUCCUAAAUGUCGUACUGCUUUUGGAAACUUCGAUAUCUACCUGGAGGCCGUUGCUGAUCAGGAACAUACUUAUCGCAUCAAAACUUUCUCCCCAACCCAAGAAAUGCUAUAUGGACUUCCGGUGACCCGCAAGCUCUUCCUCAGCGAAAACUACACGGUUGAACCCCCUUCGCCCCGGCUCCUUGCUUUGCACAGUGCCAUUGCCCACGUACUUCAUUUAUCCGGAGCUGGAGAGUACAUCGACAAAAUCCUCGGGGAUUUUGAAGAUACUGGCGUCCGAGGGAAUGGAACCACGGAACUGGGCCGCCUGUUGAAGUGGAGGAUCGCUGGUUGGCUACAUAGUGGCACAUCGUGUUCGCAAGACAGACUCAAGGGUAUUCUAGCUAUUGUUUCUAGAACUAUCGCGGCAGAGGGGUAG